Molecule: messenger RNA, 2767 nt
Organism: Cheilinus undulatus (humphead wrasse)
Lineage: Eukaryota; Metazoa; Chordata; Actinopteri; Labriformes; Labridae
Gene: gnl2
Product: guanine nucleotide binding protein-like 2 (nucleolar)
Exons: 15
Coding region: 135-2405 (756 amino acids)
Cellular component (GO): nucleolus
Molecular function (GO): GTP binding
Source: RefSeq, a predicted model, not a curated record
CGCAACAACACGUGUGCGGUCCACGGUUCAGAGCUGAGGAGAGGAACAGUGACUAAAUUUCAGUUUUAAGACACUUGACGUGUCGUCUGUGUAUUACUUUAUCCUUUGAAGGCUUUGCCGACAGAGGUGUCAAGAUGGUGAAGCCUCGUUUUAAGGGGAAAAGCUCGAUAAACCCCUCAACGUCCAGCAGCAACCCCGACCGACCCAAAGGUGCUGGUGGGAGCAACAUGAGGGACCGAGCCACAAUCAAACGUCUGAAUAUGUACAGACAAAAGCAGAGAUGUAAUAGCCGUGGAAAAGUCAUAAAACCUUUACAGUACCAGUCAACAGUGGCUCCAGGGACUGUUGCCAGAGUUGAACCCAAUAUCAAGUGGUUUGCAAAUACACGUGUAAUUAAGCAGUCGUCCCUACAAAAGUUCCAAGAAGAGAUGGGAGCAGUACAGAAAGAUCCAUAUCGUGUGGUGAUGAGACAGAGCAAACUUCCCAUGUCCCUCUUGCAUGAUAGAGUCAAAGCACAUAACUCUAAGGUCCACAUUCUAGACACUGAGGGUUUUGAGACCACUUUUGGGCCUAAAGCUCAGAGGAAGAGGCCCAGUCUGAUGGUAGGAGACAUGAAGGACUUUGUAGAACAGGCUGAGGCAUCAGCUCUGACCUAUAGCGCAGACAAAGACAAAGACCUGGUGACCGAGGACACGGGGGUCCGGGACGAAGUCCGUGAGGAAAUCUUCAAAAAGGGUCAGUCCAAGAGGAUCUGGGGAGAGCUAUACAAGGUAAUUGACUCAUCCGAUGUCGUCAUCCAAGUACUGGAUGCUCGGGACCCCAUGGGAACACGAUCUAAGAGCAUAGAGACGUAUAUGAAGAAGGAGAAGCCUUGGAAACAUCUGAUCUUUGUUCUCAACAAGUGUGAUCUCAUCCCCACCUGGGUCACGAAACGGUGGGUCGCUGUUUUGUCCCAUGAAUACCCCACACUGGCUUUCCACGCAAGCCUCACUAACUCCUUUGGGAAGGGCUCCCUCAUCCAGCUGCUUAGGCAGUUUGGCAAGCUCCACACAGACAAGAAACAGAUAAGUGUGGGUUUCAUUGGCUAUCCUAAUGUAGGAAAAAGCUCAGUCAUCAACACACUGCGGUCUAAGAAGGUCUGCAAUGUAGCACCCCUCGCAGGAGAAACAAAGGUGUGGCAGUACAUCACAUUGAUGAGGAGAAUCUUCCUCAUUGAUUGUCCUGGUGUCGUGUACCCUUCAGAGGACAGUGAAACUGAUAUCGUCUUAAAAGGAGUGGUUCAAGUGGAGAAGAUCAGAAAUCCAGAGGAGCACAUCGGGGCCGUACUGGAACGGGCCAAGCCAGAAUACAUUCAGAAGACCUAUCGCAUCCCUUCCUGGAACAACGCCGAAGACUUUCUUGAGAAGUUGGCGUUUCGUACCGGGAAACUGUUAAAGGGCGGUGAACCAGAUCUCACCACUGUGUCUAAAAUGGUGCUCAAUGACUGGCAGAGAGGACGUAUCCCCUUCUUUGUCAAACCACCAGGACCUGAGGGUGAACAGGAGGUAGGAGUUUUUUUGAUUUCCAGUUCUGCUUUUUAUCACCAACUUGUGCCAUCUGUGUCAGCUUCCUUUUUGUACCCUAAAUGUUUCCAGGACAAGAAGCUGUUGGCCGGUGAAGGAUCCUCAGAUGUGGUUGAAGAUGUCCAAGAGGAACAGCUUGACAAUCCAGAUGCCCACUCUGAGGAACCUGAGCAGCAGCAGCAGCAGAAACAAAAAGAGGUAAAGAAGAUGCUGGCGAAUGUACGGCAGAACUUUGGCAAGAUCAACGUGGCACCAGAGUUCAGCGAGGAAGACUUGGUUCCUGUGGAGAUGCCUGACCUUGACAUGGCUGAUUUCUCUGGCUCUGAUGGUGAGGAUGUCAGUGAGGAAGAGGAUGAGGAAGAGGAAGAUAGGACCAAUGUUGAAGCAGUUGAUGGAGAGACCGAAGAGACCACAAAGGCUCAGACUGGAAAGGCAAACGACAACAAAAGCUCACGAGAGGUGAUUCGUGAGCUAGAUGCGAAGAUUGCCAAGUACAAGCAGUUCCUGGACCGGGCAAAGUCAAAACGCUUCUCUGAAAUCCGGAUACCUAAGGCACUGUCUGACAAAGUGUUCACAGACAUGAAGACUAAACAAACAGCUGCACAACAAGCUAAACAAGCUCAGAAGAAAGGUGCAAACCAGAGGAAGAGGAGAGUGGAGGAUGACGAGGAGUCGACGCACAGACUGACCUCUAAACAGAGAAGAGCAAUGGACCGUGCUAAGAAAGCAAAAAAAGUUGGAGUACGCUAUUACGAAACACACAAUGUGAAAAACAAGAACAAGAACAGAAAGGCCCCGUCUUCAUCCACAGAGGGACGGAAGGCCAAAAGAGCAAAGCACUAAGUCUUUAAGGGUAUAAUCUGUGUUAAAUCUUUAUUUAAAUUAGCAGAAAAAUCAUGUUUUAAUGAACUUGUAGAGUUGAAAGAACUCUCAAACUGGUGUAAAAUGGUCUCAUCAAGUUUGCCUUAUCCAACCUUGACUAAGCCUCAAAGGAAACUGUUAUUGCCUCUUCUGUUUGCUCCCUUCAACCCAGAACUGUUGAUGAAUGACAUUUAAUUCAUCAUAUACAGGCCUAAUGCUCUCUUGAUGUUCAAGAGAAAUGUACAGUAAGUAAUUCUUUAAACUGUACUUGUCAUGUCAUGCUGUUGAAAAAAAUAAAACAUUUGCUAAAGUCACUGUGAAGUUCAUAUUAAUAAAGAUUUAGU